GCCAAUCAGCAGCUCGCUCUGCCAGCCAGGAGGACGCAUAAAAGAAGAACAUUGCAGCAGAGGCACAGAAGGAGACUGUGAGAGGAGCAGGGAAUUACACAUAAAACAGCAGAACCAGAACACCCUCCCCUGGACACACCCUGCUGAGGAUCACUGCUUCUCUUUUUUCUGAACCAUCGCCCACGCCACUCGGAGAGAACGCUCUCCCUCAUCAUCAUCCAGUAGAAAACCCCUUUCUCCUCAUUUUCAUCCUAUAGAGGACACCUACAAUCUCAGAGGGCUGAGAUUCCCUGGCGAAGAUUGUAUUUUUUUUCCUUUUUUAUUUUUUUUUAUUUUCAUUUGGACUCCUGACAGAACAUCACAGCUACAUAACAUAAAGGCCGAAGAGCAUAUAUAGACUCAGCCUCCAGCUUCAAGACCAGUGGAAAGAAGGACCUAGAUUUCUUUCAUUGUACGUCAAGAAUGGUUACUCAGAUAAUCAGCACCAUGGAAACCCAGGUGUCCAACGGUCCAAGCGGAACCAGUAUGCCUAAUGGUCCAGUCAUUAGCACCAAUGGUUCUACAGACGACAGCAAAACCAACCUGAUCGUCAACUAUCUGCCUCAAAACAUGACCCAGGAAGAGUUCAAAAGUUUGUUUGGUAGCAUUGGAGAGAUUGAGUCCUGCAAGCUAGUCAGAGACAAGAUAACAGGUCAGAGUUUGGGCUAUGGCUUUGUAAACUAUGUGGAUCCAAAUGAUGCAGAUAAGGCCAUCAACACACUCAAUGGUCUCAAACUGCAGACUAAAACAAUCAAGGUAUCAUAUGCCCGGCCAAGCUCAGCUUCUAUUCGUGAUGCCAACCUUUACGUAAGUGGACUUCCCAAAACUAUGAGCCAGAAGGACAUGGAGCAGCUGUUCUCCCAGUACGGUCGCAUCAUCACAUCCCGUAUCCUAGUGGACCAAGUUACAGGCAUAUCACGAGGAGUGGGCUUCAUCCGGUUUGAUAAACGGAAUGAAGCUGAGGAGGCCAUCAAAGGUCUGAACGGACAGAAGCCUUUGGGUGCUGCGGAGCCCAUCACCGUCAAGUUCGCCAACAACCCAAGCCAGAAGACAGGCCAGGCCUUACUGACUCAGCUGUACCAGACUGCUGCACGCCGCUACACAGGGCCCCUGCACCACCAGACUCAGCGUUUCAGCAUGAUCCCUUCACUUGGAAAGGGACCAGAUCCAAAUAGCAGCUCAAAACCAAUACUCGACAAUUUACUAAACGCCAGCUACGGAGUCAAGAGCUCUCCUACUCUCUUCCCCAGAUUCUCUCCCAUCACUAUUGACAGCAUGACCAGCCUGGCAGGGGUCAACCUUACUGGUCCAACUGGAGCUGGCUGGUGCAUCUUUGUGUACAACCUUUCCCCAGAGGCGGACGAGAGCGUCCUGUGGCAGCUCUUCGGGCCUUUCGGCGCCGUAACCAACGUCAAGGUCAUACGUGACUUCACCACCAACAAAUGUAAGGGCUUUGGCUUUGUCACCAUGACCAACUACGAUGAAGCUGCCAUGGCUAUUGCUAGCCUUAAUGGCUACCGCUUGGGUGACCGCGUGCUGCAGGUUUCCUUCAAGACCAGCAAGCAGCACAAGGCCUGAGAGAGAGGCUGCUGGCACAAGCUCCUACGACUUGCAGGAAGAGCAACCUGAGCUCCCUGUGCCAUCACUCUAAAUGGGCCUGGACUGAGUCUCUCUCUUCCACAUUCUCACACAAAUCCAUAAUAUAUGAUCACAAACACAGACACACGCAUACACGCACAGACAUGACCAAACAUAUCCAUACGUGCAAGCAUACACAGUCAGAGUAUCAAACAAACACACUAGUGGAGUUUUUCUUUUCUCUUUACACAACAUGCUAGUCCUUCUCUAUAUUUGCCUGGAUUGAAUUAGAAGGGGUACGUAGCUGGUUUGUUGGGUAGGGGCUAGAGCUAUCUAUUUAGGAGACAGUCUAACGAAUGUGACAGAGAAUGUGUACUGAGUGCUUUGAUUGAAUUCAGGCAAAUAAUGACAACUGAUGAACAAAACGAUCAAAAAUUUAAAUGAAUGAAUAUGUGCAAUUUACCCAAACUCUUACCCCACCAUCUCUCCUAUUAUCUUGCUGGAGAGGAUGUAGUCACUUUUUUACACUUGGGCAUUUUGAAUCAGCGAUUUUUUUAGAUCAAAGAAAAUGAAAUUAAAAAACAGUGUUCUCUUAUAUACGUCUAUUAAAAUAUAACUAUAUAUUCAAUAUUUAAGGUGGUUAUAAUAGCCGAGUAUGUAAGCAUUUUCUAGAAACUUUGACUACUGUUUCCAGACCUGCAUUAGGUGGUGCCUAGCGGAAACGCAGUUUCUCUACCCUUUGUGAGCUUGUAAGCUCAGACCCAAUAAGAUUUAGGCGAACCAAUGAAUACUGGUCACAGAAAAGAGUAGUCCGAAAGCCAUCAGAAUCACUCUUUCCCUCACAGUCUCACACCGAACAACAUUAAGAGUACACUUCUGUAUCACAGAAACCAAUUUCAAUAACUAGAAGAUAUAUUUAAAUCAAAAACAUGAGAAAAAAAUCUUAUAAUCUACUCUCAGGAUGGAUUCAACACAAGCAGACUGUCUGUGAACUUAGAGCAGAGUGGCAGUGCUCCCACGGUGACAGUGUUCAUUAGUAAUUCUCUAGUGGGCGAGAGAGUGACGAGUACGAGGGGAAAACCGUUUCACCAUAACACAGCCACGUCAAAGGAAAAUACCGGUGUUUUUUCACUUUUUGCAUCAUUUUUUCAUUGCACAUGUAUUUUACAUUAUGCACAAGCCAUUUUACUUUGCAUGGCUUUGUCAGCAAUAAUUUGGUGUGCUAUCCCUUUAAGUGAAAGGCUAUCUGGUGUCAGCAGAAAAACAAGCAAACAAGAUGACCAAAAGAUAUGGUUCUUCUACAUGCUUUGAUAAUGAAUGUUAUUGUCCUCAUGACAGGUUACAUUUCCAGAUUAAUUGAGAUAAAUGAAAGCAGGGAAUUACAUUGUCUAAAUAAGAUUACAAUCCAAGUAGCUGCUAAAAGUAAUUUGAAGAAAAUCUCGCCCCAACUACACACCCCAUGGACUGAACAACGUUCUAGCCUGGUCUGCAGAGAAAUAACCCAGAUGAGCAAAAAUCAAGAGCACCGGUAUUAUUCUUCAGUCUAGCGCACAGAUAGAAGCUCCUCCAAUAGAUGAGGUCAAAGCUUUACCAUUCGGUAAAACAGUGACAACAUGCAUAGAGCAGAUUAAGAGGACUGCAGUUCCAAAUAACUGAGACAUUCAAACAUAAAACUGACUUAGAGUCACAUGUGUGAGCGAUAAUAUCUGGCAACGUUAAAAUGAUCACUGAUCCUUUGAGGUGAAAGAUUACCAGUUCCUCCAGCUUUGCCAAAUGCUACUCAGUUUUUUUUAAACCCCUCAAUUCUGUUAAAAGCAACCCAGAAACUUUAAACUCCUACCCUCUUAAAAGAUGACUGUACGACAUCAAGCCUGCAAAAGAGUGUCAUAAUUAUACUUCUGUUUACAACAGGAAGGUAUUUAUUUGCUUCAGAUCUGUUUGGCGCUACCACAAAAAUAGCAUUUCUCAAAAUAUCCCCAAACCCAAUUGCAUGAAAAUUAUUUAUGGCAGCCUUGAUGAAACAUUAAGGCCAACCUGUCGAGUUGAAAUGUCUGUUCCACACCAGACUUAUGAUUUACCACGGGGAGAGCUAAUGUCUUUCAAUAUCAAGACAUGUGCACAUCAUCAUAGAUUAAAUAAGGUCAACUAUAUUCAAGACAUUUUUGCUUUUGCUUUUCUAAAUGACGCUGUGUUAGCCAAAGAGGACGAUCUCUUUGAAAGGAUUACAUUAGAGAUAAAUCUAUUUUUAUACAUACAAAGGAACAAGACCUUGUGCUGAAUUUUUACAGAUUCUUAAGCUUGGAAAAUUGGGACAUCGCAUGGCUUUAUUUUAAACCCUCUGAUCUUUGCAGAGCAAGGGGGAAUAAGCAUGCGGUGUAUGGGUGGGGAUUUAGGGAGGGGGCGAAGGAACAUUGUAUCUCGUACAACAAUUGAAACAAACUUAACAAAAACAAAUUUGAUGUAAAAAUAAAAGUAAAAUGAAACAGUUUGGGGGUAUAACCUGACACACAUCUGUACUUAUGAGUGCUCAGACACUCUCAUCUCUUGUCCUGAAGUUGUGUACUUGUGUACAGUGCUGCUUCAAUAAUGGUGCAGUGAAGUGAAGUUCUUUGACUUGAGAAUCCCAGACAAAGCUGCAGUGAGACCAGGUCAUCACCCAGCUGAAAAACUGAACAGCUGCUUGCAAAUAAAAAGGUAAAAAGCAGAUUCAAACAGUAAUCCAGAUUCAUAAUGAACACUGAGCAUGAUUCUUUAUAAUUAGAUAUAUUUGAUUUUUGCCAAAGAAUUGCUUUGCAAGUCAGUACCAAGAAGGAUAAAUUAAGACUAACUAUAUUAUUCCCUGAGUAAUUGCUGUACAAAUCUAUGUUAUUUAUUGAACAAGGACCCUCUACAAUUUCAGUUGUCAUUACUUUUAUAUAUCUAAGUUGCGCAUAUCAGUUUGCAUUUGUAAAUCCUAUAACCACUAGACCAAAUGCUAAAAUGAUACAGUUGCAAGCAAUACCGUUUGCACAAAUUUCACGCACACACCGAAUAAUAAGAGUCAUAUCUAAAAUAAAUUACGAUGAAUCAGUUCACCUCUUGGCAAAUGAAAAAUUGGUUGCAUCCAUAUAAUGUAUUUCCCCCAACAGUUAUAUCAUAUGCUGUUUUGUGACCAAUUUAAUCCUUUGAAACCGUUAACAUUGCACCACUUACUCUGACAUCUUUCGAUCUGACUCAUACUGUUUCAACCCUGAAAUACUCUAAAUGAUUGUUGCUGGCGUUUCUAGAGCUGACCACAUAAAGGACUAAUCUAGCUAUUUCUGGUGGAGAAAUCAACAAGAGUUAUCAGCGUAGGACUGAGCACUGAGACCAGUGAUAGACAUUUCAAACAACCAAAUUAACAGGUUACGUUGAACUGCAGCUGGAGUUGUAUACCCGGCCAUGUCUGAUAGUAAAAACAAGCCACAUACCAAACACACGGCCCAAAAUUACCUUCAAUACACAGUCUAUACAAAACCUACACCUGAUGUACAGUAGAGAGCCAAGGACCAUGGCAGGAAACACUACUACACUGCUUGAGCAACAACAAUAAUCAUUUAAAAGACAAAAAAACUUUCCUAUGGAACAGUAAGUGCAAUGUGCUUUGUUUUUAUAUUGACUGAGAACAAAUGAUAUAUAUUUUUAAAAAAAGAAAUUAAACGUCACACUGAAAAGGUUUGUGGAAUGGUGAAAGGAGCAAAGGUUCAGACAAUAACAUUAAAAUGAACAUACUCAUUAAGAAAAUCAAACAAGCAAUGAGAGGUCUGAUCUGUAAAUUACCAUAAUCACUUCCUCAGCCCCCAAUUUGUGCUCUGACCAUGCAAGCUCGAACAAAAUGCAUAUUGGAUGACUUAGAGCAAUUCUAACUGACCUUGAAAGGAAUACUGUCUAAUAUAUCAUCGGUUUUAGCCCAUGUCAAUUUCAAAUAUCAUUUUUCCUAUAAUUUAUUAAUUUCAUUUACAUAUCAAGACUCACUUGUUAAAUUAGCAUAUUUGUGUUGUUGAUGUUGCCAUAGAGAACACACAUGGGUCAAAGAUUAUGUUUGGUUUCAUUGAUUGGGUACAGUUUGUUAUUUUUCUUCCAUUAUUUAAUUAGUUGCAGUUUUUACAGUGUAUGCAGAUUUUAGACUUAGUUAGAUUUUUUAUUUCAAUCAAACUGUGUUCAAUUGUGUUUGUAAAAGUCUGUGGUAGCUUUUGUUGCAACAUAAAAUAAUUUAAACAGAAAAAAUUCAAAAUAGCGCCAACAAACUUGUAUUAUUCGGGCGACUUUAAGCUUGUAGUUUUAACUUAUUGUUAACUUAAAAACUAUUUAUUAUGAUUAUUAUUAUUGCCUCGUAUAAAGUAUGUUUUGUGUAUAUUUAUGGUUUAUUUCAUUAUAUUUGCAAGUUUAAAAGACUUUAAGUUUGCCAAAAUCGUGGUUACACCAUUUCGUUUCUUAAAAAGGGGGACAAACAGAAAAACAGCUUUAGAAGUACGAUUUGGAAAUGUUCUCCAUAGUCAAAGAAUGCACUGCUAUAUUUAACUAAUUGAAGUGUAUAAACAUACAUGCUGUGUGCUAGAUGUUAUGCCUUUACUGCCUGUGUUCUGUUUGUCUUGUUAAAUGAAAAUCUUUUAAUUAUUUAAUCUAAUCACAGUCUUGUUUUUUCAACCACUCUGUGAACCCUUAAGACAUGGGACAGCCCCUGUAGUGACGCUUUGGCCCAUUUGAAGGUCCAGCAACUUGCCAGAAACAAAGGGGGUGUCCUAGGUUUGAUAUGCUCACAAAAAGCUUUCCUGUUCAUGCUGAUGGAUUGAAAAGGCUAUUAAAGGGUUCUGUUUCUCUAAACGCAUUGUAAUACUGAAAUCAUCUGUAUCAAUUUCAAUACCAAUUUGUGCUAUUGAAAUUAUGAUAUUCUUCAGAACCAAGAUGCAUUUGGAAACCCAGCCAAGAGCUUCUGCAAAUUAUUACAGAGCUCAGAAAAGCUGCAGGAAGGUUUUCUUGGGAGUCUUUAGGGUAGUAAAGGGGUGAGUGGUCCUUCUGUUUCUCAACCAACUGUAUUUUGUGUCUAUUUAUUUAGAAGAGGGGACGCAGUAACUUAGUGAUGUUUUUCUUACAUUUUCCUGGAAUGGUAGAACAAAUCAAGAAAGUGAAAAUUAUCAAAACAGGUUCUGCUGACACCAAUGUCAGUGGAAGAAAUACAAAAUCUCAUACUUCCAAACAUGACCAAAUGAACAAUGUCAAAAUUGAA
Etheostoma cragini (Arkansas darter) is the source of this 6862-nucleotide messenger RNA. It is a transcript of the gene elavl3, whose product is annotated as ELAV like neuron-specific RNA binding protein 3. The record is from RefSeq and is a predicted model, not a curated record. Lineage: Eukaryota; Metazoa; Chordata; Actinopteri; Perciformes; Percidae. Gene Ontology annotation, molecular function: RNA binding. The coding region runs from base 463 to 1617 and encodes 384 amino acids. The transcript is spliced from 8 exons. Gene Ontology annotation, cellular component: ribonucleoprotein complex.